This is a messenger RNA of Trichoderma virens Gv29-8, 522 nucleotides long. RefSeq lists its product as uncharacterized. NCBI's taxonomy places the organism in Eukaryota, Fungi, Ascomycota, Sordariomycetes, Hypocreales, Hypocreaceae. The record is from RefSeq and is a predicted model, not a curated record. Gene Ontology annotation, cellular component: nucleus; cytoplasm. Bases 1 to 522 code for a protein of 173 amino acids. The transcript has 3 exons. Gene Ontology annotation, molecular function: ATP binding; ATP hydrolysis activity; AMP kinase activity.
AUGCGCUCAUCGCCGAACAUCAUUAUUACCGGUACGCCCGGGGUGGGCAAGACAACGCACAGCGAGAUCCUCGCAGAGAGGACCGGCUUGCGACAUCUUUCCGUGAACCAGGUGGUCAAGGACAAGGAAUGCCAUGAGGGCUGGAGCGACGAGUACCAGAGCUGGAUCGUGGACGAGGACAAGCUUCUGGAUGUAAUUGAGGAUGAUGUCAAGGCAGGGGGCUGUAUAAUCGACUGGCAUGCGUGUGACCUGUUUCCACGCAGCUGGAUCGAUCUUGUCGUGGUGCUGCGAGUUGAUUCCAAGACGCUCUAUGAUCGUCUGGAGGCCAGAAAUUACGCUGAGGCCAAGCUUCAGGAGAACAUAGAUUCUGAGAUUAUGGAGGUGCUUCUGCAGGAGGCGCGUGAAGCGUUUGACGAGGAAAUCGUGGUUGAGCUCACUAGCAACAGCUCGACGGAGAUGGAGUCCAACAUCGACCGGAUUGAGGCUUGGCUCGAGCAGUGGAAGAAGGAUCAUGCCGACUGA